GUUGCGCUCUGUGUUCUGUGUGUGCCAUGGACUCAGCCCAGUGAUAUUGACAAUAGAGAGGAAACUGCCGGCGGAACCUCUCAGCCAGCCCAACCCUCAGCCAGCCAGCCCUCAGCCAGCCAGCGCCUCGCCCCGCCCCCCGGCCAGCCCGGCUCUCAGGGAAUGGGAGUCCCAUUGUGAGGCUCUGCCAGCGAUCCGUGCGGAUUAUCCCAGCUCGCAGGAAGCAGGCCCAGCCCGACACCGCAGCCCGUCACCAGGAACCCCCUGCCGCCUCUCUGAUCCCAAUCAGGAGCUCCAAGUAGGGAUAUGUCCUCAGCACCAACCACUCCUCCAUCAGUGGAUAAAGUAGACGGAUUUUCUCGGAAGUCCGUCAGGAAAGCAAGGCAGAAGAGAUCGCAAAGCUCUUCUCAAUUCAGGUCUCAGGGGAAGCCAAUUGAGUUAACGCCUCUUCCUCUGUUAAAAGACGUCCCGACCUCUGAACAACCUGAGCUGUUCCUAAAGAAACUUCAACAGUGCUGCGUCAUUUUUGAUUUCAUGGAUACACUGUCUGAUCUUAAAAUGAAAGAAUACAAACGCUCUACUUUGAAUGAACUGGUGGAUUACAUUACAGUAAGCAGGGGGUGUCUAACAGAACAGACUUAUCCUGAAGUAGUUAGAAUGGUCUCGUGCAAUAUAUUUAGAACUCUCCCACCUAGUGACAGCAACGAGUUUGACCCAGAGGAAGAUGAACCCACGCUUGAGGCUUCAUGGCCACAUUUACAGCUUGUAUAUGAAUUUUUCAUACGAUUUUUGGAAAGCCAAGAAUUUCAACCCAGCAUUGCCAAAAAGUACAUAGAUCAAAAAUUUGUAUUACAGCUUUUAGAGCUAUUUGACAGUGAAGACCCCCGUGAAAGAGACUAUUUAAAAACAGUCUUGCACAGAAUUUAUGGAAAGUUUCUUGGACUUAGAGCAUUUAUUCGAAAACAGAUUAACAAUAUUUUUCUACGGUUUGUUUAUGAAACUGAACACUUUAAUGGUGUAGCGGAAUUGCUGGAAAUAUUAGGAAGUAUUAUCAAUGGUUUUGCGUUACCUCUGAAAGCUGAGCAUAAACAGUUUCUCGUCAAAGUGUUGAUUCCUCUUCAUACUGUCCGCAGCCUAUCUCUCUUCCACGCACAGUUGGCAUAUUGCAUAGUACAGUUUCUGGAAAAAGAUCCUUCACUCACAGAACCAGUUAUUCGAGGGCUGAUGAAAUUCUGGCCGAAAACGUGCAGUCAGAAAGAGGUCAUGUUCCUCGGGGAGCUGGAGGAAAUUUUGGAUGUGAUUGAACCUUCACAGUUUGUAAAAAUUCAGGAACCUUUGUUUAAACAGAUCUCCAAGUGUGUAUCCAGCCCUCACUUUCAGGUGGCAGAGAGAGCUCUAUACUACUGGAACAACGAAUAUAUCAUGAGUUUAAUAGAAGAGAAUUCCAGUGUAAUCCUUCCCAUAAUGUUUGCAAGUCUCUAUAGGAUUUCCAAAGAACACUGGAACCCGGCCAUCGUAGCUCUUGUGUACAACGUGUUAAAAGCAUUUAUGGAGAUGAACAGCACCUUAUUCGAUGAACUGACAGCCACUUACAAGUCAGAUCGCCAGCGUGAGAAGAAAAAAGAAAAGGAGCGUGAAGAACUAUGGAAAAAAUUAGAGGACCUUGAAUUAAAGAGAGGUCUUAGGAGUGAUGGAAUUAUCCCCACUUAACAAAGGAAGCUACUGCAUCUUCAUCCUGUGGAGUCACAUUAUGUAUUAGGAGAUGGAUCAACAGUUUCUGUAUUGUGCAACUUUACAGUAGAUCACAUUUGUUUCAUUAUUACAGCAGCACUGUAUAUAACUGUCUAAGUAAAGAAAAAUAUAUGGACUUUAAUCCAAAGUUUGGACAGUAGACGAACUCAGAACUUUACAAACAUAUUCAUUGUUUUAAACUUUCUGGAUCUCUUUGCGGUGUCAAAAUUCCCAUGGUCAGGCACUUGAUAUGUAUACGUAUUCAUUCUAGCUUCUCCUCUGUUAAGUCUAUUGAUCUAGUUAAAAAUCGGGGGGGACAUCAUUUAGGUUUGUGGAGCAUCCUCGUAACCUGGAUAACUUUUUCAUUGUCUUUUUUUUUUUUUUUUUUUUUUUUUCCGCAUCUUUUUAAGAGCUGAAUGUCUUUGCAGAACUGUUCCCCACAAUGGUUUUGUGAAAUAUUGGUCUAGCUCUGGUGCUUAUUUGAAAAAAACAUUAUUAUUAUUUUUUUUUCUCAAAUAUUGGGUAUGCAUAAGAGAAUCCGGCAGAAUUUUAUGGUGGUGUUUAUGCCGCAAUGUGCGUUGAUAAUGAGCUUUGUAUAAACACACGGUCAGCGAUGCAAAACGCAGUACCUAACCAGUAUUAGCUCUAUCUGCUACAUCAUUGCGACAUGCGAUACAGGACUGUUUUAGGAUCUUAUAUAUUAGCCAUUAUUAUCCUACAAAAA
Pelobates fuscus (common spadefoot toad) is the source of this 2455-nucleotide messenger RNA. It is a transcript of the gene PPP2R5E, whose product is annotated as protein phosphatase 2 regulatory subunit B'epsilon. Gene Ontology annotation, molecular function: protein phosphatase activator activity. The record is from RefSeq and is a predicted model, not a curated record. Gene Ontology annotation, cellular component: cytosol; protein phosphatase type 2A complex; nucleus. Gene Ontology annotation, biological process: signal transduction; protein dephosphorylation. Bases 307 to 1710 code for a protein of 467 amino acids. The transcript is spliced from 14 exons. Lineage: Eukaryota; Metazoa; Chordata; Amphibia; Anura; Pelobatidae.